CAGUACAGGUAUAAUGUGUUAACUGCAGUGACUUGUAAAGUGGUUUUCCCAAUACCUAUCGCUUUGUCAAGGAGUAUCGUAAUAUCAUAGAUAAUCGCACCUUUGCAUUCGGGACUGAUUAUAUUGAGUUGAAAAAGAGGGGAUCAUCUUAGACUGUAAUUUUAUAAAGGCACCGACCAUUCAUCUUUUGUGGAUAGAGAAGUUGCACAUGCCAUCAUGGAACAGAUAAUGAUCAACAGUAAUGAUACUGAGAGUAAUAUGCAGAGUGCUUAUCGGUAUCUCCAGAGAAAGCUGCAGUACUUCUACAAAAUGUUAGAGGACCAAUGCAAAAAAGUGCCGAACGAUGCACGACAGCUAAGAUACUGCAAAUACAUAACAAAAUUUGCCUCUCAUUUCGGGAAAGAGUGGUGCAUGGUGGCGGGGAGCACGACAGAAGGAACCAGACUGCGGUCAAAUAUGAACGAAGGAGACUUUGAUUAUCUGAUCAUUUCAGGGGUAUCUAUACCCACAGACGCUUUGGAACACAGAGAGGACCUUCCUUGUUUUGUCCACAUCAGAGGUGACAAAAUUCAACAUUCAUUUUCUCACAAUUUGGUAGACGGGAAAUACCUGCACAGCCGUAUUCUAAAAGAAGUCGACAGAGAGGCAUUUAAAAUAAUGCGGGGGCUAUUCCAGGUCUUUACAAUGCCAUUUGAUUCUAAGGGUAAACAUUCUCAUGAUGUUGACUUCAACCGUGAAGCUAAACCUGGCAUGUGUAAAGAACACUACGUUGGUUUUCAGUUGGUUGGUGAAGAUGCCGAUAAUAUAAACAUGAGAAAACAGGACACAGACAUGAGAGCUACGAAUAAUUAUUUCCAAUCAGUAAUGGACUCAAGUGAUUUAUCUCCCAGUAUGAAAUCACUUCUUACCAACCUUCUUAGUAUUCUUGCUGAAACAGAACCAAACGACGAGUCAAGUACUGCGAUGGGUCAAACAUUUGGUGGGUUAAUCGAAGGAGCCAUCUUUGAUUCUGCAAUCGACAAUCCGACGUCUUUUCAACCGAAAAGAAACAAACAGAGUACAGAGGAAAACGACAGAAAUUACAUUGAAGAUUCAUCCAGCAAAAAAGUAUGCCGGGUUAAAUUCAACUACAAGUCCAGCAAAGAUUUUAUUGCUGCAUUUCCUCUUGAGGGAAAACUCAAAUGUCUGGAAGAAUGGAGACUUCGGAUACUGACCAGCGACAAAGUAUUGUGGCCGAGUUCAGAAAUCGUUGAAAAAAUCUGUCAAUCGGAGGUGUACGUUGUAGCCAAGCCCGCAAUUGUUAAACCUUCUGCCGAUAUCGAUUUUUGUCUGGGCUUCAAUCAGGCGGAACUUAUCCUAGCUUCUGACCUUAGUUCUGAUCAGAGACUAUGUGUCCUACUUCUUAAAGCCCUCCAGAAAGGUUACCUUAAAUAUUAUUCUUCAUUACUUACCACUUUUCACUGGAAAACUGCCUUUUACCACCAGUGUGGACAAAUCGAUCCUGCUCUGUUUGAUCGUCAUUCCACAAUAUUGUUAGCCCUUGAAAGUGUAUUGGCCUACAUGAUAGAGUGUUUAGACAGAAGAUAUCUCAAGCACUAUUUCCUAGAGAGCAAUUUAAUUGCUCAUUUAACUGAGACAGAAGCCAAUGAAAUCAGAGAGAAGAUCAAAGAAACUAUUGCAGAUCCAGAAGCAGCUCUCCAAGUGUAUUUCGAUAUGAAUAAAGAAAACGAAAGCUCAAAACAAGAAGAAGAGAUUUCUAUGAAAGAAAUGGAAGAAAUGAAGAAACGAAGAAACGAUCCGUCUAAUAAAAAACCAGCCGACAAAAUAAUUAGCAUGAUGACAGAUUUACAGAGAGAGGCCUCCAGCAACGAUUCUAAACUCACACACGCUAUUAUGGAUACGUUAUAUUUGGUAAUUGAGGAGGAAACAGAUAUUCCAUUUGUUAGACCAAAUACCACACAGAAGCAGUGUAGCCUGAACGAUCUCUUGGCACAUGCUACUAGUUAUUCCACAACAAACUUUUCCUCACGGAACGAGAAGAAAAGGGCAUUGGAAGACUUAAAGGCGAAGGCGUUUGCUACAGUUCUAUCUUCUCAUCGUUCUAAGUGAGCGUGAACUUGUUUAGAAUUUGUCGGCUAUUCAACAUACUGUAGCGUUAUAUAAACUAAUUUAUGAAUAACAUUUAGAUUUCUUAAGGAGUAUUAAUAUGUAAUUAUUCGACUAGACUCCUUUCAACGUUUCAUAAAUCAGUCGACUAAUCUAUAUAUAUCUGACUAUGUGAUACAAGCAUGCACUUUUUCAUUGCUUCGGAUUUCGUUAAGUGAGUGUAGGAAUUUUGUUAAGUUGGCUUUAAAUACUUAAGUACCUGUCUUUAUAAAAAUCAUGCAGAGGGUGAUUCAUGACAUGUCACAGAAGUAAUUUGUUUUGCCUUAUAUCAUAAGAACUUUGGUAAAUAAGUAAAAUUCUGUCUUUAUUUUCCCUGUAUAAUGCCCGUUGCCAUGGUAAUCAUCAAAUCAAUAUUUUGCCUGAAUAUGUGAAAAAAGACCCUUUUGAAAAUUUAAAAUAAGGGAAUUUAAAGUCCUAUGGAAAUUAAGUUAAUCAAUAAAAACAAUUAUGGUUUUUACAUUGUUAAUAAACAAAACCCCAAACUUUUCAAAAACGUUAAAAUUUUGAAUUUACUAAUUAGUUUGUUUCCAUCGCAACCAUUUAAAAAUGUGUUAAAAUUCGAAAAUGAAAAAUUUCAAAAACUCUGAAAUUUUAAUUCUGUUUAUCUCCCAAGACCAACAAUACCAUGACAUGUCAUUGACAAAUUUUGAAAGACAACAUUCUACAUAUUUAUAAAAUAAAAAGAAAGUCGUGUGUUUUUUUUCUUUAAAACAUAAUUUUAAUCAAAAAUUGUCAAUUUUCACCAAAAUUCAGAUUGCCAAACAGAUGAAUACUCAAAGAUUUUGAACUAAAAAAGCUAAAAUAUUCCAUUUUUAUGUGCAAUUCUGACACACGCUUGUUUAUUUUAAACGAGAGUAUAUGAUAAAUGAAGACAUACUUGUACAAAACGAAAACUCAUCACUCUGGGUAUGGUGCACCCCCCCUUUUUUUUGGAAAAAAAAAUCAUUUUUUUUCAAAAUUAUAAAAUUUAUUAAAAAUUUAAAAUACGGUAUUUAAUUGUGAACAUUUUGAGCAUUGAAGCAUAAAAUUUCUUCAAAGGGUUAAGGCAAUGAUAGUACCCCUUCCCCAUUUUUAGAUAUUAGACUUUUCAGGAAUGUGGAAUGUGUCAAAGAGAUACAUGUAACAACCCAACCAAACUACAGAAAACAGCCGAAAGGCUGAUGACUGAAUGAAGGAGUGCUGCGUCCAUAAAUACACUUGUUUUGUGCAAAUUGAAAUUUAAAAAAAAAAUCUUUACAUGUCAUUUCGUGGUCUUGAAAAUUAGCCUCUGUCCAAGUUUCAUUUCAAUCUAUGUAAAAAAAACUUACUCUAAGACUGUCUUUAAAUUUUAACUCUAAACAAGAGGCUCUCAAGAGCCUGAAUCGAUCACCUGUAAUGGUUUGGUUAAAUCUUUCAUCAGUGAUUAUUCUUGCUUUUCAAUAUAUAUCAAUGAGUGGCUUAAAAAUUCCAUUUAAAUGUUCUUUGUAUCUGUCAUAUUUUCUUCAAAAGCAAAAAAAUGCAUUUUACCUCUAUGUUCCAUUUUAGCCAUAGUCGCUAUGUUUUUUUUUAGCCAUAGUGGCUAUGUUUCUUGAAUUACAAGGAAAUUUCUUUAAAGGGCAAUUACUCCUUAAGGGGUCAAUUGAUAAUUUUAGUCAUAUAAACUUAUUUGUAGAUCUUACUUUGAUACACUUUUUUGAUGUUUACAGUUUAUCUUUGUCAUUAUUAAUAUUCAAGAUAAUAACCAAAAACUGCAAAAUUUCCUUAUAAUUACUAAUUUAGUGCCAGCAACCCAACAAUGGAUUGUUAGAUUCAUCUGACAAUUUUAGGGCUGAUAGAACUUGACCCAAUGAACAUUUUUACCUACAUCAGAUUUGCUCUAAAAGCUUUAGUGUUUGAGAUAAAAGCCAAAAACUGCAUUUUACCCCUAUGUUCUAUUUUUAGCCAUGGUGGCCAUGUUUUUUUUUACAUAAUAGAAACUGAAACACAAACUUUAUUCUAAAUAUCCUAAGAAUCAUUCAGUCUAAGUUUGGCUGGAAUUGGUUCAGUGGUUUCAGAGGAGAUGUUUGAAAUAGUUUUAAAACCGGACGGACGACGACGUACGUCAAGUGAUGACAAAAACUCACAGUUCCUUUGGAACGGUGACCUAAAAAACUACGUCCGUUCUAUCAGAAAUAUACUGACAAUGAAAAAUAAAACAAGAGGCUCUCAACAGCCAAAAUCGCUCACCUGUUAUUUUUUGCUUAAAAUCUUUCCACAUAGUGACUAUGUUUCUUGACGUACAAGGAAAUAAAAUACAAAAUUUAUACUAGAUAUUCUGAAACUCAUUCAGCCUAAGUUUUGCUGAAAUUGAUUCAGCAAUUUUAAAGCAAGCAAACUAGAUGAACAAAUUCAGAAAAAUUGUCUUUAAAGGGCAGUAACUCCUUAAGGGGUCGAUUGACAAUUUUGGUCAUAUUAACUUUUUUGUAGAUCUUACUUUGCUGAACAUUUUUUGCUGUAUACAGUUAUCUUUAUCAUUAAUAAUAUUAAAGGUAAUAACUAAAAAUUAAAAAAAUUUCCUUAAAAUUACCAAUUUAGUGGCAGCAACCCAACAAUGGGUUAUUAGAUUCAUCUGAAAAUUUCAUGGCUGAUAGAACUUGACCUAAUAAACAAUUUUACUUCA
This is a messenger RNA of Mytilus californianus (California mussel), 4804 nucleotides long. RefSeq lists its product as uncharacterized. The record is from RefSeq and is a predicted model, not a curated record. Lineage: Eukaryota; Metazoa; Mollusca; Bivalvia; Mytilida; Mytilidae. Bases 217 to 2109 code for a protein of 630 amino acids. The transcript is spliced from 3 exons.